UCUAAACACAUUUGAUUUAAUGCAUUGACAGAACGUUAAGCACGUCGUCGGACACGGAUUAGGCCACCACUCAGAAGAAGAGAUCUACGAGUUUGGCAGGUCUGACCUCAAAUCUCUGAGCGAUUUCUUGGGCGACAAGGAAUUCUUCUUUGGCAAAGAGCCUCAUUUGUUGGAUUGUGUGGCGUUCGCACAUGUCGUGCAGUUCCUGUACAUCCCAUUCGGCGGAUUCAAGGAAUGGAUGGAAACCGAGACCUCAAACCUUGUACAGCACGCCGAGCGCAUGAAAGCCAAGUAUUGGGCCGAUUGGGACACCAUCUGCAGCACCUUAGAUAUGAAUCCACAUUUGCCUAAACGAGAGCUGACGCCUGAGGAGACCGAGAAGAUCAAGAAAGCGGAACAGAAGAAAGAGGACGACAAGAAGAAGAAAGAGGAGAAAAAGAAACAACAGGACGAUAAAGUGAAGGCAAGAGAGGCGAAGAAGUUGAAAGACGCGGAGGAAAAGGAGCGCAAGAAGAAGGAUAAGGAAGAGAAGGAUAGACUAGAGAAGGAGAAGCGGGACAAAGAAAAGGCCGAUAAGGAGGAGAAGGAAAAGGCAGACAAAGCAGAGAAGGAGGCGAAGGAAAAGGCGGACAAAGAGAAAGCGGACGCCGAGAAGGCAGAGAAGGAAAAGGCGGCCGAAGCGAAGCCGACGGAAUCGACGCCAGAAACCAAAGAGAGUGCGACCGAAGAGGCGGCCAAAACCGAAGCGACCGACGAGUCGGGCGACAAAAAAGAAUGAAUUCGUUCUGUAGUUAUCAAUAAUUAAUUCAUUUCUUCUCUCAUACUCUCAACAGCCCAUCAAAUGACCAAAAAUUUUAAUCAAUUUCUACUUUGUUUUUGAGCCAAUUUUCUUAAUUUUUUUUAAUUAUUCAUUUGGGACU
Molecule: messenger RNA, 920 nt
Organism: Medioppia subpectinata
Lineage: Eukaryota; Metazoa; Arthropoda; Arachnida; Sarcoptiformes; Oppiidae
Source: the annotation of a GenBank genome assembly